UGAGCUUUUUGUCAAAACCCUUUUAUUAAGAAUCUUCUUCUUCUCCGUCUCUUUGUUUAUACUCUUCUUUCUUGAAAUCGAAUCAAUGGCCCCAAUCAAAGUUGGUGAUGUUAUCCCUGACGGAACUUUAGGUCACUUCGACUCUGAGGAUCAACUCCAGCAACUUUCAAUUCACUCACUUGCUUCCGGUAAAAAGGUUAUCAUCUUUGGUGUCCCCGGUGCUUUUACCCCUACUUGCAGCAUGCAGCAUGUACCCAGUUUCAUUACCAACGCUGAACAAUUAAAGUCGAAGGGUGUUGCUGAAAUUUUGCUUGUUAGUGUCAACGACCCAUUCGUGAUGAAGGCAUGGGCAAAGACAUACACUGAGAACAAGCACGUUAAGUUCCUAGCAGAUGGAUCAGCAGCCUACACUCACGCUCUAGGUCUCGAACUUGACCUUGGUGAAAAGGGGCUUGGAAUUCGUUCUCGCAGAUUUGCCCUGUUAGUUGAUGAUCUGAAAGUCAAAGCUGCAAACAUCGAAGAAGGUGGAGCAUUCACUGUUAGUGGUGCAGAUGAAAUCCUUAAGGCCCUCUGAACUCCUAUUUGUAAUAAGCAGCUAUCACUUCUCUAGACACUCCAUUUAAGUCCGGUUGCUUAACGAAUGAACUUUCUUUUCAAGUGUGGAAGAAAUUAAAUAAUAUGCUGCUUAUUUUGAAGAAUAACCAUCAAAUACUUUUGUGCCCACACACCAAUUGUAGAUCUGUAUCUUCACCUUGUCAAUGAUCAGUUGCAGUCCAUUAUAUGUUCCA
This is a messenger RNA of Papaver somniferum (opium poppy), 788 nucleotides long. Its product is annotated as peroxiredoxin-2-like. NCBI's taxonomy places the organism in Eukaryota, Viridiplantae, Streptophyta, Magnoliopsida, Ranunculales, Papaveraceae. Gene Ontology annotation, molecular function: thioredoxin peroxidase activity. The record is from RefSeq and is a predicted model, not a curated record. The transcript has 3 exons. Gene Ontology annotation, cellular component: cytoplasm. Gene Ontology annotation, biological process: cell redox homeostasis; cellular response to oxidative stress; hydrogen peroxide catabolic process. Bases 86 to 574 code for a protein of 162 amino acids.